UGAGCCUCAAUUCAAGAGCACGUCUCGACAACCAGUUGUAUCCCGAAUCAAUUCUUUUUGUUCCUUCAGCAUGGCAAAACUGACCUCGUUCAAAUUGUUAUCCUUCGAUGUCUAUGGGACACUCAUCGACUACGAACGGGGCGCGCUCAAAGCUCUCGAGCCGAUCUUCCAGAAAUCCGGAAACCCCGACUUGGAUCUCAAACAGGUCAUGCAGCGGUUUUCCAAACUUCAAGCUGCUGGACAGGCUGAAAAGCCUAAACAACUGUACCGCGACCUCUUGACAUCAGUGCACCCGAUUCUAUGCAAAGAGUUUGGGCUUGCAGAGCCCACCGAAGAAGAGAGCAAGACCUUCGGCGCAAGCAUUCCAUCGUGGGCCGCAUGGCCAGACACGGUGGAUGCGUUGAGAAGAUUGCAGAAAGUGUACAAGAUGGUGGUCUUGUCGAACGUGGACAAUGAUUCGUUCCAGAAGAACAAUGCAGCCUCGAUGGAAGGCUUCGAGUGGGAUGCGGUCCUAACGGCUGAAGACAUUGGAUCCUACAAGCCGAAUCACAACAAUUUCCACCAUAUGCUGAGAGAAGCCAAGAGUAGAUUUGGGGUGGAGAAAGAUGAGGUCCUGCAGACAGCACAGAGCCAAUUUCAUGACCACCACCCAGCCAAGGAACUGGGAAUCAAGAGUUCGUGGAUCUGGCGGCCGGGUUCGGUAGCGGGGAACAGGGACGACCCGGUAUACGAUUACAAGUUCGAAACGCUUGCGGACAUGGCCGAUGCGGUGGAAAGAGAGCUAGCGGACGAAAGAUGA
Messenger RNA from Periconia digitata, 799 nucleotides. Lineage: Eukaryota; Fungi; Ascomycota; Dothideomycetes; Pleosporales; Periconiaceae. The record is from the annotation of a GenBank genome assembly.